Arabidopsis lyrata subsp. lyrata is the source of this 899-nucleotide messenger RNA. RefSeq names its product protein LURP-one-related 7. The transcript is spliced from 3 exons. The coding region runs from base 124 to 672 and encodes 182 amino acids. Lineage: Eukaryota; Viridiplantae; Streptophyta; Magnoliopsida; Brassicales; Brassicaceae. The record is from RefSeq and is a predicted model, not a curated record.
UAUUGGUGCAAAAAUUUAUCUGAUCUUUAAGUAGAAAAACAAAACAAAACAAAUUGGCGUUGAACAAAAGCAGCUUGUCUUGGUCUACUUUUUCGCUUCUGAGUUGUUAGAGAGACUAUGUGAAUGGCGAAUUCCGAGACUCCCUAUAACCCCGACCUUGAGGAUCUCCGGCGAAUACCAGUUGAUCUCUUCGCUUCCAAGAAACUUCCCGGACUUUCCUCCGGCGAUCUCGGAUUUGCCGAUUCUUCCGAAAAUCUCGUCUUCAUCCUCCGCAAAUCUUCUUCUUCCUUGAAAUCUCUCCUUGAUUCCUCCGGUGUUCCUCUCUUCUCCAUCUCUCGUCCCCACAAUGGAAUGUGGGAGUUACAUAAAGGAGAUGUCGAAAAGCGUAAGGAGUUGGUUCUAACGGCGAAGCGGACAUCGAACAAAUUCAGUAAGACAGAGUUAAAGGUCUCUUUUGCAGGAGAAUCGUCACAACAUCUUGUUAUCAAAGGUUGUCCCUUUCAGAAAUCAUGUACCAUUUAUAAUCAAGAUUCCAUUGUUGCUCAGACGAGUUUGAUGUACAAGCUGAGACAGAUUUAUGUAGGAAGAAGCAAGUUCCGGUUAACGAUAUUUCCAGGAUCCAUCGAUCAUUCUCUAGUAGUCGCAAUGGUUGCCACGUUUCUUCAAGGAUGAAAGUGAAAAGUCGUCAAUUUGUUUUAUGAUUUUAUCACUGUAAAGGAAAAUGUAACAAAGAAAAACAAAGGCAUUUUAGUACAUUGCAUCCUCAAUGCCUUUUGAUUCAAUCGGCUCACACGUGAAAUGUAGAUACGAUGAGUUUGCCCUUUCUCAAAAAUUUCGGUAUUAUCUAUAUCUUGUAUAAAUAAACUGGUGUUUCAUGAAUCUUAUCACAAGAAUAUUGA